UACUUGCUAGCUGACAUACCCCUCUCCAGUAUAAAUGGGUGAUCAUGAAGAUGUUAAGAAUAUUUUGGAGGCGUGCAUGCUUCUUGAUCAGAGGUUAUCAGAAGCGUGUGACGCAAAGCACAAGGUUGAUUUAAUUCUGGAACAUCUUGGUUUAGUAGAGGGUAAACUGAAAAUCAAGUGUCCACAGUUCAAACCAGGUUUAAAAUGGAUGAAUGUUAGCACUCCCUUGAUGCUUAAUGAUCAACUGAAAGGAAAACUGGUUCUCCUAGAUUUCUUCACAUAUUGUUGUAUCAACUGCCUUCAUGUUUUACCAGACUUGGCUGCUUUAGAAGAGCAGUAUACAGUCCAGGAUGGCGUGGUUGUUGUAGGGGUUCAUUCUGCAAAAUUUGAAAAUGAAAAAGUCUCAGCAAACAUUCUUAGUGCCAUUUUACGUUACAAUAUCGACCACCCUGUUGUGAAUGAUAAUGAUGCUAGUCUGUGGAGUGAGUUGAUGAUACAGUGUUGGCCAACCAUUGUGUUACUUAGUCCAAGUGGAUGUAUUCUCCACUUCUUUGUGGGUGAGGGCCACAGAGACAGACUUAUGGAGUUCGUGCAUCAGUGUGUGCUGUACUAUAAAGAGAAGGGCAUGCUUAGUAACCAUGAUAUACCACUAGAUUUGGAGAAAAGAAAGGGAAGUAACACCCCUCUAAAGUUCCCUGGUAAGGUGUGUGUCAGUGACUCAGGGCAGGAAAUAGUUGUCAGUGAUACUGGACACCACAGAAUCCUAGUUCUGUCCAAGGAAGGAAUUGUUCAGGUACCUUAUUGACACAUGACACACUUUGAAAAAAAAAUUUUGACUUUCAAUUUUCAAAGAACUAAAAUUCAAUGU
Molecule: messenger RNA, 868 nt
Organism: Saccostrea cuccullata (small rock oyster)
Lineage: Eukaryota; Metazoa; Mollusca; Bivalvia; Ostreida; Ostreidae
Product: NHL repeat-containing protein 2-like
Exons: 2
Coding region: 35-805 (256 amino acids)
Molecular function (GO): protein binding
Source: RefSeq, a predicted model, not a curated record